Messenger RNA from Cooperia oncophora, 600 nucleotides. NCBI's taxonomy places the organism in Eukaryota, Metazoa, Nematoda, Chromadorea, Rhabditida, Trichostrongylidae. The record is from the annotation of a GenBank genome assembly.
AUGGAAGGUACGGCGGCAAAAAAAGCGCGAGUCUGGAACCCAGCAGUUGACAACGACGUUAUCAAGGAAAAAUUCCACUCCGAUCAAGAUCAGACAUCGAAUGACACUCCGGUCGAUUUUUCUCGAGCAAGCAAUCCCUCUCUACCACUGCUGAUACAGGCAAGUUAUAUAAGCCAUUACAGUUUACAUACACAAAUAAUACCUCCCUCAUUGUUGUUAUUUCAGAACUACUUCAACUUGGCACGUUUUCAACAGCAACGAGUCGUCGAAGAGGCAAUUCGUCGUGGUUUGACACAGCCAUUUCCAAUGCAAGUCAUGCCGAUGAUGGCACGACCUCCCGUCCUUCCUGCUAUUAUGCCUUCACCACAAGCUAUUGCCUCGCUCAUGCCGAGCUCGGUCGCUUCCACAUCAGCAGCAUCAACGGGCAUCUCAGCCAAUCCACUUGUACAGUCGGCCCUGGGAGUGACGGCAAUGGCAAACGAAAACUGCUGUGCGAUCUGUGGUUCAGCUUUCCGCCUCACGGCCGAUCUUGUCCAACACAUGCGAAAUAAUCACCGAAGAACACGUUUCAAACGUAAAAACGAGAAAGCCUUUGUAUGA